AUGUCAAUUCAAAAAGAAGACGUUUACGAAACGGAAGAUUUUCCCGAAGAUGAUGAAAAUUUGAGGAAAGAUGAGUUGCAAGAAUCUAAAGAUGUUGAACGUAUUCAUCUCGAUGUAGAUUCAGCUUUAAAACGUUUUAAAGGUCGAAUAUUAAGUGCCGAUAAAGUUGAUUUCUCUGAUUCUAUUAAACGAAAACGCUAUCCGGGUUAUGGCUGUGGAGCAUAUGUGUUUGAAGUACUUGGAUCUGAGAGUGAAGAGGUUGAAACCAACGAACAAAAAUUUGAGCGCAUCAGAUGUGAGCUAAGUGAACUCUACGAUUCUUUACAAAAUCAGGAGAACGAGGAUGAAAAAGUUGUAUCUUCAGUAAAUAGUGAAGAAGUUAUGGCUAUGUUGGAAACAUUGAAAGCCAUCCAGAUCAAAAAGCCUAUUACUGAUAAAAGCAUCGAAGAAACCAAAACUUCAUUAGCAAAUAUUAUACAUGGGUCAAAUUUGGAUGCUGAAUAUGCAUUUAUGGAUGCUCGUUUGAAAAGGAUCGAGGAUUUCAUUGGUGCAUCGGGUGUAACUGAUGAGAUGUCGAAGAAUAUCAAUCGUAUGCCAAUUUACGAAAUAGUUGACGAUCUUCAUAUGCGAAUUCAAUUGCUCAAUCCUACACAUGUUGACGCCCUUUAUUCGCGGAUCAAUCAAGUAUUGAUUAAAUUGCAAAAGGUCGAAGAAAAAAAACAAGAAAGAGGUGAUACAGAAUUUGAAGAAAAAGUUGAUAAAUUGUACGAAAUGAUGAUGAAGUGGGACACUGUAUGUGUCACUCUUCCAUCUGCUGUUCGAAGAAUGAAUAAUUUGCAGAAAUUGCAUGAGCAAGCUCAACAGUUUAAUGCAAAGCUAUCGCAGCUAGUUGGAACUCGCGUUCACUUAGCUAAGAUAAUAGAAGGAGAACAAAUGGCAAUGUUCGAUUUUCGGCAUCAAACAUAUGAUGCAUUAAAGAAAUUGGGUAAUGACAUUGAAAAGCUCGAAGAGCGGCUUCAGGCUAUUUCGAAAUAA
Messenger RNA from Dracunculus medinensis (Guinea worm), 1035 nucleotides. The record is from the annotation of a GenBank genome assembly. Lineage: Eukaryota; Metazoa; Nematoda; Chromadorea; Rhabditida; Dracunculidae.